This is a messenger RNA of Malania oleifera, 1239 nucleotides long. Its product is annotated as probable ADP,ATP carrier protein At5g56450. Gene Ontology annotation, cellular component: mitochondrial inner membrane. The transcript has 2 exons. Gene Ontology annotation, biological process: mitochondrial ATP transmembrane transport; mitochondrial ADP transmembrane transport. The coding region runs from base 68 to 1021 and encodes 317 amino acids. NCBI's taxonomy places the organism in Eukaryota, Viridiplantae, Streptophyta, Magnoliopsida, Santalales, Ximeniaceae. Gene Ontology annotation, molecular function: ATP:ADP antiporter activity. The record is from RefSeq and is a predicted model, not a curated record.
UGUAGAGGGGGGAGGGGGGAGGGGGGAAGUUUUGAGGUGGGGGGGAGAGAGAGAGAGAGGGAGUAGGAUGAGAGAAGAUGGUGGAGUUGCAAAAUCAAGAUCAGGGUCGUGCGAAAUGUUGGCCAGUUUCCAGAGGGAUCUGAUGGCGGGGGCUUUGAUGGGGGGUGUGGUGCACACGAUUGUCGCCCCGAUAGAGAGGGCAAAGCUUCUAUUGCAGACCCAGGAUAGCAAUCUCGCCAUUAUCAAUGGUGGUCGUGCAAGGUACAAGGGCAUGCUUGAUUGUAUCGUCCGCACGGUCAGGGAGGAGGGCAUUCUCUCCCUGUGGAGAGGCAACGGUAGCAGCGUUCUUCGGUAUUACCCGUCCGUCGCUCUAAAUUUCUCGUUUAAGGACCUUUAUAGAAAUAUGCUGAGGAGCGGCAACUCUCAAGAUCAUCAUUCCAUCUCUAAUGCAUCUGCCAACUUCAUGGCGGGUGCUGCUGCUGGCUGUACCACAUUGGUUAUCAUCUACCCGCUUGAUAUUGCACACACUCGCCUAGCAGCUGACGUUGGAAGAACCGAGGCCCGUCAAUUCCAAGGGAUUUACCAUUUCCUGAGUACCGUAUGCAAAAAAGAUGGGAUUGGGGGGAUUUACAGAGGGCUCCCUGCUUCACUACAUGGAAUGAUUGUUCACCGGGGCGUUUACUUUGGUGGCUUUGACACAAUAAAAGAAAUUAUGUCCGAAGAAUCAAAGCCAGAGUUGAUGCUGUGGAAGCGAUGGCUGGUGGCUCAAGCAGUCACAACAUCAGCUGGAUUUUUGUCAUAUCCGCUGGAUACAGUUAGGAGGCGGAUGAUGAUGCAGUCUGGAUCUGAUGAGCCAAUGUAUCAAAGCACCCUUGACUGCUGGAGGAAAAUAUAUAGGAUGGGGGGUAUAGCUUCAUUUUACCGUGGCGCAGUAUCAAAUAUGUUUAGGGGUACUGGUGCUGCCGCCAUUCUGGUUUUGUACGAUGAGAUCAAGAAAUUUAUGGAUUGGGGAGGAUUAUAGCAGGGAAAAAAAAGUUAAAUUAGAGUGAAAGAGGCAAUGAGAGUUACAGAAACGAAAACUGUGGAAGCUUAAAUAGCUCAAUAUAGCUGGAUGCAUAUGUACAAGAUAACAUUUGUUUGCCAUGUUGGUUUUUUGAGGCUCUGGCAAUAUACGCCUUGAUUUUUUGCUUACAAAUAAAGGAGAAAAGCUCGGUUGAAAUUCACCUUUCUUAUGCUACA